UGUGCCACGAGAGAUGUACUCGAUGCUGGUGACCGACGAGGAAAUGGAGACGUCAGAUUCGUACUGUUUCUGCGGUCGUUCGUACGAUCCCCCGCAAUUUAUGAUACAGUGCGAUGUAUGCAAGGAGUGGUACCAUGGCGGGUGCGUGAAUUUGAAAGAAUAUGUGACCACAGAUCUUGACAAGUACCACUGUCCACGAUGCGAGCCCAUGUGUGGCCCAUCACUCCUGAAAAUUAGAACAAAUUAUCAUAGACAUGAUUAUACUGAACUCGAUGCAAGUGUAAAACCAGUUCAAACUGGAACUGCAGUAUUCAUACGAGAGUUGAAGUCUAGACAUUUUCCCAAAGCCGAUGAAGUUGUGAAACAUGUAAAAGGACAUCAAUUGACUUUUCAAUAUUUACAAAGUAAUGGCUUUGAAACUCCUAUCAUUAUUGAUGGAAAAGAUGGACUUGACAUGGUUGUACCACCUCCCACUUUUAGUGUCUGCGAUGCCGAAACUUACAUAGGUGCUGAUCGAGACAUAGAUGUUAUUGAUGUUACAAGCCAAAGUAACUUACGUAUGAAAUUAAGAGACUUUGUAGAAUAUUACAACUCUUCUUCCCGAAUAAGAGUAUUUAAUGUCAUAAGUCUUGAAUUUACUAACACUGGUCUUUCGUCAUUGGUUGAAGCACCGUACAUUGCACGGAAGCUCGAUUGGGUUAAUUCAGCAUGGCCACGCGAUUGGUCUGAGGAUCAUGAUAUAAAACGACCGGAAGUACAAAAAUAUUGCCUAAUGGGUGUCAAAGAUAGUUUCACAGAUUUUCAUAUUGAUUUUGGCGGCACGUCUGUGUGGUAUCAUGUGUUGCGUGGUGAAAAAGUAUUUUAUCUCGUCAAACCGACGCCAGCGAAUUUACAAUUGUAUCAACAAUGGAUGUGUAGUUCGACACAGAGCGAAACUUUCUUUGGAGAUCAGGCCGAUGCAUGUUACAAGUGUGUGCUUAAACAAGGUCAGACGAUGAUGAUCCCUACAGGCUGGAUACACGCGGUACUCACACCGGUGGAUUCUUUAGUUUUUGGUGGAAAUUUUGUGCACAGUCUCAACAUUCAGAUGCAAAUACAAAUAUACGAAUUAGAGAGAAAGAUGAAGACUCCAGCAAAAUUUCAAUAUCCUGGAUUUGAGACAAUUAAUUGGUUCGCAGCUAAGAAAUUGUUAAAAGAAUUGAAAGAAUUGAAUAAUGAGGGCAAGAAAUGUCCGCCAUAUUUUUUACAAGGCGUGAAGGCAUUGCUUGGGAUCCUCAAACAAUGGAACACAGAUAAGGAUUACAGCAUGACUAGCCGUGGUCAAAUACCACACACAAUAAAUAGUCAGAAAUUACUGAAAGAUCUUAGUAAAGAGAUACGGCAUGCAGAACGAUACUUAAUAUCUCUAAAUCCGCCAAAACCAGAACGCGAGAGUAAACGAAAAAAGAGAAAGCCAUUGAAUAAAGAUUUCGUAGACUUCGAUUAUGCUGACAGGAUGGCUGAUAACGCUUUUAAAACGAAUAAAGCCACAUUAAAGGAAACGAACAAAGCGACAUUAAAAGAAACGAAUAAAUCGAUGUUAAAAGAAACAAAUAAAAUGAUGUUAAAGGAAACGAACAAAAUGGAACCUGCAUUGAUUCAACAAUCAUCAAAACCGCUCACAUUAAAGCUUACAUUACCGAAACCGAUCAUGUGUCCUUUAGUUAAAACACCCGUGACGGAAAAAUCCGCCAACAGUAAUAAACGGCAAUUAUCUAAGCCAGGAAAACAGAGUCCUACCGUAAUUAGAUUUAAGCUCGGCAAUAACGAGGUUGUCAGAAGUACAAACGACAAUAUAAAUGUUUACGGUAGUAAUAUUAUGACUGGCUCCUUCGAGACAACGAAGGAAUCCCUGUCGUGGAAUCAAACGUCGUCCGUGUAUGAUUUUCACGACGGUAGCAACGAAAGUGAUUACGGUCUUGUGAUAGAUGAGUCACAGAAACGGAAACGGACACCGAGAUCGAAACGACUGAAGCGUGACUACGACGGCGACGUCGAUGUGUUAAGUAAUACACCGAAGAAUGGCAUAGAAGAAUUGUUGAAAGCGUCAGCGUACACUCUUGGAAAUAGCACUCCAAGGGUUGAUGUCACACCAUCGACUACGAUUCCACAGUACAGUCAACAUAUGCCGCCGCCCACUGGUUCUGACAGGGCGUCACCGUCCACACGGGAGGCGAUCGCCGGAAUGUUGUCGUUCAGCCAGCAAAGUUACUCGACGACGAGUAGUUCUACGAAAUCGUCAAAGAGAUCUGUUAAGAGCCAACAAAAUGAUGAUGAUGAUGACGAUCAGUUGAUAGAAAAUAUCGAUAAAGUUCAUCAAGACGACGAUUUUAUUUAUCCAGCUUUAGAUGCUUCUGACGAGGAAGAUUAUAUCUUUAAGCCUAAAGCAAAGAGUCAAAUCGACGAAGCGUGGAAUCCAAAAGCUAGAGUAGGCCCUCUUUUACCGAAAACGAAUCGACCAGCACGGGAAGGAGCGAAGAAAACUUCUGUGGAAAAGGGUCUGGAAGCGGCUGCGGCGAAGCGAGCAAAGCAAUCGGAUGAAUACCUGGAUAACGACAUGGACAAGGUUACCAAGAAGAAAUUGGGUACCAACAAACGUACAUAUAAUAAAAAGAAGCAAAAGAAUCCUGUAGUUCCUGCAGUAGGAACAUCUACUGCAGUUUCUGAAAAUGUUGUAAAAUCGACCGGAUUCGGGUCAAUACUGACAAGUCCCAACAGACUUAAAGAUGUUAAAGCCAAACUCGCAGCACCUGUUCCAGCUGAACGAAAACCGAAGAAGGGUAUGAAAACGGCAAAACAACGUUUGGGGAAGAUCCUAAAACUUCAUAAAAUGAUGCAUUAGAAUAAAAUAAAUAUUAUUAAAGAAGAAGAAAGCAUUACGUCAUUCUUCAUUUGUGUAUAAAAUCAUAUAGUUGUACAUUACUAUGUAAAUAUAAGAAAUUUUUCAUUAAGGUGAUACGCACCUUACAAAAGCGAAUUAGUCCUAAAG
Cyphomyrmex costatus is the source of this 3028-nucleotide messenger RNA. Its product is annotated as lysine-specific demethylase phf2. The coding region runs from base 14 to 2881 and encodes 955 amino acids. The record is from RefSeq and is a predicted model, not a curated record. The transcript is spliced from 13 exons. Lineage: Eukaryota; Metazoa; Arthropoda; Insecta; Hymenoptera; Formicidae.